AUGGAGAAGAUCGACCAUAUUUUCGUCACCAACGAUUGGGAGGAUGUUUACCCACGUAACCUGUUGACGGCGCUGGACACGGCAGUGUCGGAUCACUGCCCACUUCUAAUUGAUCCCGACGCAGACUUUCAGAUGGGCCGGCGCUUCAGAUUCGAAAUUUUUUGGCCCAAAGCGGAGGGCUUCUUGGACAUGGUCCGGACAGCAUGGCAUUCUUCUUCAUCGCAGGGGAACCCGUUUGUGGUUCUAGAUGUCAAGCUACGUGCAACCGCAAAGGCUUUGCAGAGCUGGAGCGAUAAAUGGAUUGGGAACAUCCGGCUGCAGGUGUUGAUUGCGCUCGAGGUGAUUGGUCGGCUGGACAAGGCCUCAGAUACUAGGCGGCUGUCAGAGUUGGAGCAUGGGCUGCGGAAAACCCUGAAGAAAAAACUGUUGGGCCUAUGCUCUUUGGAAAGAACAAUUGCGAGACAAAGGUCGAGGAUGUUGCAGCUGGCGGAAGGGGAAGCUAACACCGCUUUCUUUCAGAGACACGCGAGGCAUCGCCAACGCAAGAACGUGAUCACAAGCUUACAGCGAGAGGGGUUUUUGCAUUCGGGGCAGGAGGAUAUAUCGGAGAUGGUGGAUGAUUUCUACGACGAGCUGUUCGGGUCGGCUUCCCCUAGGUCGGCCUCGCUCAAUCUCGAUCUGCUAAACCUUCCAUCGCACGACCUCUCGCAUCUUGAAGGGACUUUCUCGGAGGAAGAGGUGGAGAAGAUCAUCAAGGACAUGCCAUUUGACAAGGCACAGGGCCCCGACGGUUUUACCGGUAGAUUUUAUGUCACUUGCUGGCAGAUCAUCAAGGUCGAUUUCAUGCGGGCGCUGAACCAAUUCUAUGAUGGUGACAUGAGGGGUCUCGCGGUUAUUAACAAGGCGUUGGUUUCACUACUUCCCAAGAAUGCAGGGGCUUCAGAUGUGAAAGAUUCCCGUCCAGUUAGUAUAAUCAGCGGCCCGAUAAAGAUCUUUGACAAAAUCCUGGCCUCGAGGCUGGCGGUGGAUCUCCCGAAGCUGGUGGGCCAGCACCAGAGUGCUUUCGUCCGCGGCCGCUCGCUCCACGACAAUUUUAUGCUUGUGCAAUGCACCGCGCUGCGACUACACUCUCUGAAGAGCCCUUCCGUGCUACUGAAACUUGACAUCACGAAGGCCUUCGACACGGUCAGGUGGCCUUUCCUCCUCGAGGUGCUUCGGAGAUUUGGAUUCGGUGAGAGGUGGAUAGCCUGGAUAUGUGGGCUGCUGGGUACAUCCUCUACUAGGAUUAAGGUGAAUGGCCUGCCGGGGAGGCCGAUCUUGCCAUGCCAGGGCUUCAGGCAGGGGGAUCCGUUGUCCCCUAUGCUCUUCAUCAUUUGCAUGGAGCCCCUGCUCGCCCUCUUCCAGUAUGCGACAGACAAGGGUUUACUGGCUCCCCUUUCCCGCUCCGGCCUACGGCAGCGGAUUUCGAUGUAUGCCGAUGAUGUGGUUGUAUUUUUCAAGCCAAACGAGAUCGAGACUCGCACUUGUGGGGCAAUUCUGGAGCUUUUCAGAGGUGCGUCUGGUCUGCUGACUAACACGAGCAAAAACACACUCGUACCCAUCCUUUGCUCUCCGGAGGAGAUGCACGAGGUUUCAGAUCGCAUGGAUUGCCCCACCUCCCAGUUCCCAUGUCAAUAUCUUGGAUUGCCUCUGACGCUUAGGAAACCAACUGCCACGCAGCUUCAGUACCUGGUGGAUCGGGUCGCCGACGCGUUGCCACUUUGGAAGACAUCUUUGCUUCCAAAGAGUGGCCGCUUGCUCCUCAUUCUAUCUACCUUAAGUGCUAUCCCGGUCCACUCGAUGAUCUGCCGGCAAAAACGCUCUCCGCACUUGCAACGAUCUGCCGGAGAUUUCUAUGGCGUGGACAUAAAGACGCCAGGGGAGGCAACUGCGCGGUUUCUUGGGAUGCAGUUUGCCGUCCGAAGUGGGCAGAAAACUGACAAGGACAAGGCAUGGACAGAAUUUCGUAUCAAGGUCCCUCCCGAGGCACUAGCGUUGUACCAGGCGGCCACACGCACAACGGUGGGCAAUGGCAAAUCCACGUUCUUUUGGGAGGAUCGUUGGCUCAACGGAUCGCGGGCGUCUGAAAUUGCAUCACUGAUCUACAACAGGAUACCGGCCAGGAUCAAGCGAUCUCUACUCGUCUCAGACUCCUUGCUCAACAACAGCUGGGCAGGACAGAUUGGACCGAGCUUGACCCCGGAUGCGCUAUGGCAAUUCCUUGAUCUGUGGCAGCGUGUUGCGGAGGUGCCGGUGAUUGACCACGAGCUGGAUAUGGUGAAGUGGAGUUGGGAGAAAGAUGGGCAUUACUCCGCCAGCUCUGCUUACGCGGCGGGAUUCAUGGGUCUACAGAUAGAUCCUACGGCGGAUUUCACCUGGGGCUCCAAGGCCCCUCUGCAAUGUCGGUUCUUUGCGUGGCUAGCCUUUCAGAAUCGCUGUUGGACCUCUGAUCGCUUGAUUUGGCAUUGGAUGGGCCAGGUCACUGGUAGAGCGGAGUUCGAACCUCUCGGUGAUGAGGACAUCUACGCAUGGAGUGAGAGGCAGAAUAUGCAUGCCCAGGAUCGGAAAGCCACGAGGGCCAAAUGUCUCCUCACCAUGUGGAUGAUUUGGAGACAUAGGAAUGACGUCGUGUUCAACGGCGUGUCCCCCUCGGUGGCUCUGACGAUGAGUCGGAUCAAGGAGGAGGGACGGCUGUGGGCCAUGGCCGGCAUGAUGAAGCGUAACGCUAGGGGUUUUGAGGGUUCUGGAAGCCAAUCCCUUCGCCGGAACUCGAAGCGUGCUGCUAAUUGCCAGCCACGCUCUGCGCGUAGUGUUCAGCAGGGAGAGGAAGUUGAGGAUGUUGAUCAGUUUCAGGUUGUAAAGCGGACUAGACGUGCAGCAGUUGCAGGGGGAGCUGAAUCAUCUACUAGGAUCUUAUACCUUGAUGCGCUCGUUCAUGAUUUCCCAGUAAGCAACCGCGCGAUACAAGCGAAUGCAUGGGACAGUAGCCUAAUUGCCAAGGUGAUCAAGAAGGACUCGUAUCUCCUGUUGCAUAUAUGUAGAAUCCAGUCUGCCCAGCAUUUUGUUGUAGUUGCACAGCUCAAAGAGGAGUAUAGGGGCAUGGAGCAGACACCACUGUUUGGUGGUCUUUUGCAAGCUGAAGCAUUUGUGGCAUCCAAGUUGCCAAUAACCUACAAUCCGCAGAAAAAGGCAAAAAUUGCCAAAGUGGUCAAUGACUUGUGCAAGGCAGUAACUGAACAGGUUGGCACCUUCAUUGAAGCAGUUGCCAAGAUCGAUGAUGAGAAACCGGAUAUUGAUCCAUAUGUACAACAGACAUCAAUGGGGAACCCGCACGUCACGCCGUGUUCCAAAAAGGAAGAGACGGGUUUCACCUAUACAAGAAGAAGAAGAGUUUGUUGA
Aegilops tauschii subsp. strangulata is the source of this 3438-nucleotide messenger RNA. NCBI's taxonomy places the organism in Eukaryota, Viridiplantae, Streptophyta, Magnoliopsida, Poales, Poaceae. The record is from RefSeq and is a predicted model, not a curated record.